UGUGAGCAUCGGAACUAACCGAGCCGCUACAAUAAAAAAAACAUAAAUUAGUCCUCGUUACGAAUUUUGUUCGCCAAAACACACAUAAAAAUGAAGAGUUUUCUGAUCCUUCUGGGUUUCGCUGCCCUGGCCGCUGCCGAUGUCAAGCAUCUGACAGAUCGCAAUCUGGACCUCUUCAAGUACAAUCCCAGCGAUAUCUACACCCUGCCCGAGGACAUCGAUGACGACAAGCCGGCGGUGCACUUCAGCGGCGAUGUCAUGAAGGCCAAGACCGAGACCCUGCAGAACUACAACUCGGGCAAGAAAUUCAAGCUGGAACUGAAGACCCAGAACGGCAUCGAAGUGAGCAGCGUGGGCAAACUGAAGGACGACAAGACCUUCGUGGUCAGCGGCUCCUACUCCUUCACCGGCGCCGAUGGCAAGCGGUACAAGACCCGUUACACCGCCGAUGAGUUCGGCUACCAUCCCAUCACCGAGCUGGAUCUGGACAUCCCCGAACCCCAGCCUUUGGCUUCCGCCGGACAGCGCCAGACCGUGGAUCCCAGCAGCCUGUUGGGCAACAAGAACCGCUUCCAGUUCCUGCAGCAGACCCUGGACUCCGACCAAGGAUCCCAAGGACCUCUGAGGGGCAGUGGACAGAGUGGCGAUGACUACAGCUACACGUCUCCCUAUGGAAAUGGCAAUGCUUACGGAAAUGGAGCUGGAAACGGAUACGGAAAUGGCAACGGCAAUGGCUACGACUAUCAGCCACCUCAGGUGCCACUGGCGACGCCAUCUCGUCUGUAUCUGCCCACGGCAUAAGGCGGUUAUUAUUUAGAUAUACCCCUAUCCAACAUCCUUCUCCCGCGAGAUUUAUGCCCCACCCGAUUCCUGAUUCCCGAUUCCUGAUUCCCGAUCCCCGUUUUUCCCCCCAGCUGCAAGUAUUUAGUUUUUAAGUGCAACUCCAACAGGCAAAUGAAGAGUAAAACAGAGCUAGCGAAAUUUUUUUUUAUCAUUUUUUAGUGUUAUACACGGAGCACAAUUUUAUAUGAUAUUAUACCUAUAUACACUGAUAUAUGUUAUAUAUCUAGCCCACACAAAAACACACACACACACACACAAAAAAAAAAAACAAACACACACACAAAUCCCGAGAAAAGACGCAAACGAAUCUAUGUAUAUACACUGAGUGAUAUUAGUAGUAAAUAAAAUGGCUAAACUAACGAUCAAA
Drosophila mauritiana is the source of this 1210-nucleotide messenger RNA. RefSeq lists its product as uncharacterized. NCBI's taxonomy places the organism in Eukaryota, Metazoa, Arthropoda, Insecta, Diptera, Drosophilidae. The transcript has 4 exons. The record is from RefSeq and is a predicted model, not a curated record. Bases 91 to 801 code for a protein of 236 amino acids.